Pieris napi is the source of this 1480-nucleotide messenger RNA. RefSeq lists its product as uncharacterized. NCBI's taxonomy places the organism in Eukaryota, Metazoa, Arthropoda, Insecta, Lepidoptera, Pieridae. Bases 299 to 1135 code for a protein of 278 amino acids. The transcript is spliced from 7 exons. The record is from RefSeq and is a predicted model, not a curated record.
GUCAGUCUGUUUGUAAUCCUCCAGUGGAGAGGUCGUCGACUAGGCUUCGCGUGUGAACAGUCAACAAACCUUACACGCAACCAUUUCGAUACCGGGAACUUUAAUAUUCCAAAAUGUGACAGAACACCCCAUGUUUAUGUUGCUAGUCAGGUGUAAAACUGCGUAAGAAGGAUAGGAGGCAUGGUCUAAUAGACCAGAUGAGCAGUUUCAGUGUUGGCGGUUUAGAAAGACUACGAAAAUUGCUUCCCACGGCAGUCCGGCGCGAGCGUACAUCGCCUACCACAAACUUGGCGCUGGCAUGGAGGCGCAGACAGCCACACCGCAGGGCGAUUGCGAAUGUGGCGUCCAUCCUUCGGUCUUCUACCUUCUGGCGACGCUACUACUUACCAGUUGUUCAACGGCGAUGUUAUGCGCAGCUAUCAUGACCGAACACUGGGAACAUGUGUCGUGGGAACGAAGCGCACUUACGGCUUUGGCGAAUGCCUCCAACACAGCCUUACAGUGGCUGAUCGAUGAGAAAGUUGUUAAGGUAGAAGACACGAGUAAGAAAAAAGGCGGAGGAACAUUCUUAGUACCAAUGAAUGGUGGCAUUUGGAAGAUGUGCGUGUCUUUGGAAGAGGAAGAAGUAUCAUUACUGACGAAUGCCGGUUUCCCGACAGAGCCGCUGUGCACAAAUUAUUUAGCAGACGACGAAUCUGAGGAGCCGCGGGCUGAUUGGCAGCAUAGAAUGCAGAAUCUGUCAAUAUCAUGCGCGUUAGUCUGUCUGAUAGUAUUAGGUAGUGCUGCGCUGGUUGGAGCUUUCGGAGUUUGUAAGCAUCAGAUCAGCGCUGUGCUCAUCACUGGUGUUAUGUAUCUUUUAGCGGGUUUAUUUGCAAUGUUCACACUUAUGAUAAUACACUUCAAGCGUGUACAAAGAGUAUCGACACGGGGAAGUCCACACGUAGACGAUACAGCGGACGGUUUAAUUGGUCCACGUGGCCCCGCUCUCCCCUUAUUAUCCGCGAGGGAAUUCACUACAUCCUGGUCGUUAGAACUAGGUUGGGCGGGCGUAGUACUAGCCACGACUACUUCUUUACUCUGGAUUCUGCUGUCUAAGAUUAUGAGAUAUAAUCCACUGUCAAGCAUGCUGAUGUAAGCUUUGAGUGACGCACUUUGGACUUUGUACACCGAGAGUUAUAAUUAAUAUGAUACCUUAAUUUUGAUUUUUCAAUUGCAUGCGGAUUCGAUCAAAUCCAUAACUUUACUCUCUCGUUUUAUUCAUAGAAUAUAUACACUUUAUUUUUAUUUAGUUUUUUUUGGUUUUAUUUGGUUUAUUUUGGUUUGAAAAAUUCAUUAUUCUAAUUUUAAAAAUCCGACGAAAUGCUUUCCUAGACAAGAUGGGGUGCCAUGCUUAUGCUUAAACACGUGAACGUCAAGAUUUUUACGUGUUAGUUAAUAAUAAUAAAAGCCUAAUAUUUCUAUUAUCUCAUUCUUUCUAGAU